Molecule: messenger RNA, 1332 nt
Organism: Oikopleura dioica
Lineage: Eukaryota; Metazoa; Chordata; Appendicularia; Copelata; Oikopleuridae
Source: the annotation of a GenBank genome assembly
AUGGAGAAGAAUCUUUCGAUGAUUUUGGAUUCCAUUUUUGCAGUGGAUUUACGUAAACUGGACAGUAAAGAAGCGACUUUUGUUCGUCAAAUGAGAGCCAUUGCCACCGGACAUUCUGAAACUCUCCCAUGGAUAGUUCGAGACAUCGAAUACGAUAUCAUAUCAAAGGAAGACAUGAAAUAUUCUGAUAUGAGCGACUUCUGGAUGAAACAUCCAAAGUAUAAAGAACUUGACAGAUGCCUUGGGGACACACGACCAUCUUCAUACAGCUCUACAUCCACAGAUGAUGCCCUCAAAACAAGUUUAUGCCAGUUUUUCGAAGAGAAUUCCGAUUUGGACACACGAGUUCGAAGCGAAGUUCAAGUUCUUGGUCAAAUAAAACGUAAACGAUAUCUGCGAAAGCCAUUUUGGAUAUUGUUGAAGCAAUAUAAAGCAGAAAAAGGGCCGGAAUGCUGUCUUAACACCCUUCGGAAAAUAUAUAAAAAGCAUUUUUCCAGCUGGCUAUCUCUUCCUGAUGAUGAAUCUAUUCUCCGAUGCGUCUGCCCGAGUCACCUUCAAGUGGAACUCUUCUGCAAGGCUAUAAAUCGAGUUUCUAUGCGACCUGCAAUAUCCGAAGAACAAUUAUUGGACACGACAGUAUGCGAAAACGGCGGACAUGCAGUCAGAUGCUUGGAAAAUGCUUGCUCAACAUGUGAUGACAGCGAAGAUGGAUAUGCUCUUGCUCGAGCACGCCUAGAGCUGCUCAUGGAACUUGUACCAGACGAUGCAGAUGUUACCUAUGCCCAGCUAUGUGAAAUCGAAAAAGUCGACGCCAACAAUAACAGAUACAAGCGAGAGCAAAUUCUCAUGCAAUGUGCACCAAAGGUGGAGUUCCUUGAUUUGCUGACCGACUACCUUCUGAGAGGAUGCAUGUCUUCUGGUGCCCAAAAGAAACUGCUGAACCACUACAAACUCAACGAAGAGUGCUACAACUUCAGCAGGAGUCUUCUAGACAUCUGCACCUACGAUAACGAUGCCCUCAUGAUCACGACGGAUUACGUCGAUCUUGAGGCUCUAGAAUAUCUUAUAGGAAGAUUCACAGGGCUAUUAAGAACUUUUCUAGAGGAUUCGAAGGCUCUAGAAUAUCUUACAGGAAGAUUCACAGGCCUAGUCAGAACUAUUUCUGAUGAUCUGGAGGCUCUAGACUGUCUUAUAGGAAGAUUCACAGGCCUAGUCAGAACUAUUUCUGAUGAUCUGGAGGCUCUAGAAUGUCUUAAAGGAAGAUUCACUGGCCUAGUCAGAACUAUUCCUGAUGAUCUGGAGGCUCUAGAAUAUCUUACAGGAAGAUUUUGA